Messenger RNA from Pestalotiopsis fici W106-1, 861 nucleotides. RefSeq lists its product as uncharacterized. The transcript has 2 exons. The record is from RefSeq and is a predicted model, not a curated record. The coding region runs from base 1 to 861 and encodes 286 amino acids. NCBI's taxonomy places the organism in Eukaryota, Fungi, Ascomycota, Sordariomycetes, Amphisphaeriales, Sporocadaceae. Gene Ontology annotation, cellular component: nucleus; cytoplasm.
AUGUCGGCCCCUGUUCAGAAUGGCAGCGCGAAAGGCGCAGCCAAGCCAACGGACAAGAAGGAACUCAAGAUCUUGAUGCUUCACGGUUACACACAAUCUGGCCCCCUGUUCCGCAACAAGACGGGAGCCCUAAACAAACUUCUGACCAAGGCGCUGGGCCCGGGUUCUCUCAACUUGCAGCCUAAACUCAUCUACCCCACGGGCCCGCAUCGCCUCAAGCCGUCUGAUAUCCCGGGCUACCAGCCGCCCGAGGGCAAGUCCCUCGAGGACAUGGACGAGGAGCAGACGGACAACUGGGGCUGGUUCCGCCGCGAUGAGGCCACGGGGUCGUACCGCGGGUUCGACGACGGCAUGCACCGCGUCGCCGAGACCAUCAAGGAAAAUGGCGGCGUCGACGGCGUCAUUGGUUUCUCCCAGGGCGGCGCCAUGGCCGCGCUCGUGGCCGCGGCCCUCGAGGCAGAGGCGCGACCUAUUCCGCAGGCUCUGGCGGCCGAGGACUCGUGGGCCACCAAACUGCGCGAGGCCAACGGCGGCCAGGCUCUGCGUUUUGCCGUUGUCUACUCGGGCUUUGUGGCCCGUGACGAGGACCUCGAGUGGAUGUACGAGGGUGGCGGAUCCGGUGCCGAGGCUGGCAUUCAGACCCCCACGCUGCACUUUAUCGGCGGCCUCGACACCGUAGUGGACGAGGACCGGAGCCGUGGUCUUGCCGAAAAGUGUCGGCAAGAUCGGACAAGAGUCAUUGUGCAUCCCGGCGGUCACUACGUGCCUGUCUCCAAAGAGUGGACGGCGGCGCUGGUCAUGUGGCUGCGAGAGGUUCUUCAGGAGCAGACCAAGAGCACUACUGAUACGGAGAAGUUGUAG